Molecule: messenger RNA, 2706 nt
Organism: Xenia sp. Carnegie-2017
Lineage: Eukaryota; Metazoa; Cnidaria; Anthozoa; Malacalcyonacea; Xeniidae
Product: serine/threonine-protein kinase ICK-like
Biological process (GO): cilium assembly; intracellular signal transduction; protein phosphorylation
Cellular component (GO): nucleus; cytoplasm; cilium
Molecular function (GO): ATP binding; protein serine/threonine kinase activity
Source: RefSeq, a predicted model, not a curated record
GUCAUGUUUCAAACGUGUAAUGUAAGAGUCUGAUAUUUUGGUCACUGUAGCCUUGACUGCCUUACAAGUAAAAGCGAAACUUAUCAUUCUUAAUUUGUACGAUCGAAGACUUGAAAUGUUUCGGAGCUCAUUGCGUUUUGCUUGGUUUUAGUGAUGGCUUUCGUAAAUUCUUUGGAUUACACAAGAACUACAAAGAAAUCGGGCUUCAAGUCGAUCGACUUGGCUAAAGUGGAUUGAAUAGUAUCCUUGUUAAACAAACAAUGAAAAGGUAUCAAACUAUCAAAAAUCUUGGCGAUGGAACCUACGGUUCUGUGAGUUUGGCCAGGAAUUGUGACGGAGAGAACGUCGCCAUAAAACGAAUGAAAAGGAAAUAUUACUCAUGGGAAGAAUGUGUUAAUUUACGGGAAGUGAAAUCGUUGCGGAAACUGAAUCAUGCGAACGUUGUAAAGUUGAAAGAAGUCAUUCGCGAAAAUGAUCAAUUGUAUUUUGUUUUUGAAUACAUGAGGGAAAAUCUUUACCAGAUGAUCAAAAACAGAGAUCGUUAUCUGCCGGAGCAGACCGUAAGAAACAUUAUGUAUCAGAUUUUACAAGGAGUAACUUUUAUGCAUAAACAUGGUUACUUUCAUCGUGACAUCAAACCUGAGAAUUUGUUAUGCAGCGGGCCUGAACAAGUAAAGAUUGCCGAUUUCGGAUUAGCAAGAGAGAUCAGAUCUCGACCACCAUUUACAGACUACGUAUCAACUAGAUGGUAUCGUGCACCGGAAGUGUUGCUAAGAUCAACCAAUUACAGCUCGCCUAUCGAUAUAUGGGCAUGCGGUUGCAUCAUGGCGGAAAUCUACACCUUACGACCGCUGUUUCCUGGCAACAGCGAAAUUGAUGAAAUAUACAAGAUCUGUUCGGUUUUAGGAACGCCCUCCAAGGAAAACUGGCCAGAAGGAUAUAAACUGGCUUCUUCGAUGAACUUCAAAUUUCCUACAAUGGUCAGUACCCCCUUACGUCAAAUCAUUCCACAUGCGACCACUGAAGGAAUUCAUUUAAUUAAAGACAUGUUACUUUGGAACCCACAAAAACGACCAAACGCUGCCCAGAGUCUUCGUUAUCCAUAUUUCAUGGUUGGUGUAGAUUUACCACAGAAUAAACCAAACCCAAAACCUGCCUCCGGAAUAAAAAUCGAUGAUAUCCGACGAAUGAGCGAAACAGGAAAACCUGCUAAACCAAUCCCAAAAAAAGCAAAUGCUUUAAUUGAGAAUUAUGAUUUUGAUGCCGAGUCGAAUCGACAACGACCGAUGAAUGACGGUUCUAUACGACGCAUCACCGAUUCCGGGAAACCGGUGAAUGCAGUUCAGAAAAAAACGAGUUCAAUUUUUGACGAUUUUGAUCUUGAUAUGAUCAAAGAUGAUAUCCGUAGCAAGAAAACGAUUGCUACGAAAAGACAAUCGGACAAAGAUCGGAGUAUUCCGAUCAAGAACGUUGAAUCCGAUAGCUUUUUAGAUUAUGGAGUUAAGAACUUUAGCAAAUCUCGCCGCGAUAGCAGUAAACGGAUAAGCGGACUAGCAGAUGACGAGGAUGUAAAAAAAGUAAUGAAACCCAAAGAUUCGAAACUUUCCUUCUUGGAAAACGUUCCUGGAAAUUCCAAUAAACAAAAUAAUCUCAAAGGAAAUCACGAACCCACGAUUUCGAACAGAAACUUUGGACGUGAAAACUUUCACAGUAAUAUUGCCAGUAAUAGUUUGACCAAAGCGACACAACAGAACGGAAGCACUGUUUUUGGUAAUGAAAGAAGAAAAUGGCAGACAUCGUCAAAAUGGUCGAGUAACGAAAACGUCUUUGACGAUUUUAUGGACGAUAUUGUAAAUACCAAUUAUAAGACACCGUCAAAGAGUCAAGCAAAAAAACGUCGCGAUAGUCACUUCGAAAAUGUUUUUGGUGGUACUUCGCUCAAAGAAACCGAAUCACACCGCCGAAAUCUCCCCAGCGCUAAAGAGCAUUACAUGAGGCAAGCGAGAUACUUCCCCGGUCAAAGUCCGGCCUCAGCUGCCGGGAGCAAAUUGCCGGUAACUAAACGAUCUUCAAUCGGAAUGGGUUUAAGUCCAUCCUACCUUUCACAGUUUCAUAAUCAGUCGAGACUUGGUGGCGGCAUCUCACUUGCUGGAACUUCCGGUACUUCUGUAGGGGUGGGAGGCUAUUGGAAACCGUCUUUAGGUCGACAACCAAGCGGACCUGUGUACCAGCCACCUGGUGCAGCCAAGCCUGGAAAAGUUGGCGGCGCAGUACAUGGUCGAACAGACUGGAGUCUAAAGUAUGGUGGUGGUCGAUAAUUCCAAUCUCAGCGGAAUGACUCGUAUAGAGACAUGUCAAUAACUUACUUCAAUUCACUUGUACAAAUACGUCAUAUAAAUAUAAAUAUAAAUGAUCACCACACAUGACGAGCGAGUUGAACGCUGACUGCCCAUCCACAUUUCAAACUGACAUUGUUAGAAAGUAAAUAUAGUCUAUUUAUAUUUAUUUAUUUAUUGCAUAUCCCGCGUUGGUUGCAAUAAAUGGUUUGGAUGGAUAGUCAUUGACACUAUCCCCAGUCCAUUUUAAUCACCACCCAACGUGGCACUUCUUUAGGUAACUUGUCCAUUAGUUAAAAUGAGUUUUCUACGUCACAAUCCAAUUUAGUAAAAUUACAUUGUAUUGGAUUCAAUUAUUGAAUCAUAUUAA